AGGCGGACAGGAAGCGGCACAGUUCCAUGCGCCAGCCAAUCAAUUUGGUGAACUUCAGUUUUUUGGAGCACAGGGCGACGCUCAGCGACCAGCUGCUUACCAAGAGCCGGCAUCAGCUCAGUCUUGUGGAGAACGAAUCGGAUUUUUGGCAGUUUGUUAACAAAUAUGAGUCCAUGCUGCGCCAACUGGGUCAGCCGGUGCUGCCGACGCUGAUCAGCGAAUCGGAGCAUCUGCAGCCGCUGCCGUAUCACAAAAGCAAGCAUCUGGCGCUGCAGCUGGACGAACAGGCGCUGCGCCACGACACGAGAGCCGACAACGAGGAGCUGCAGGCGCAAUUCCAGCAACUCGUGCUCAUCUAUCUAGAUUUUAAGCAAAAGGAGAAAUUCAAUCGCAUCAAAAAACUGCGCCAAGCCCAACGUGCGCUGCCCAUUGCACGAUUCAAGGAGGAUCUGCGCAGCUCCCUCCAAGCGACACGUGUGCUCAUCGUGGCCGGCGACACCGGCUGCGGCAAGUCCACGCAGGUGCCGCAAUAUCUGUACGAGUUCGGCUAUCGCAGCAUAGCCUGCACGCAGCCGCGACGCUUGGCCUGCGUGUCGCUAUCGAAGCGCGUGGCCCACGAGCUGCUCGAUGAUUAUGGCAACAAGGUGGGAUUUCAGAUACGCUUCGAGCGCAACCGGACACAGAAUACGCACAUCUUGUUCAUCACGGAGGGCUUGCUGCUGCGCCAGCUGGCUGUCGCCGCCAACUUGGAGCAGUACGACGUGCUCAUACUGGACGAGAUACACGAACGCAAUCUCUUUGGCGACUUUCUGUUGGGCGUCACCAAGUGUCUGCUGCGCGCCAAGCCGGAGCUGAAGCUGAUACUCAUGUCGGCGACCAUCAAUGUGGAGCUCUUCCAUGGCUACUUCAAGGAUGAGGGCGCACGACUGCUCCAAGUGCCCGGCCGUUUGUUUCCCAUCAAGCUGCGCUAUAUGCCGCCGCCGGCGCUGGAGCUGAAGGCAGGCCAAGCGACGGCGGGCAGCAGCAAACGUUCGCAGAGCGCACGCCUCGAUCCGGCGCCCUUUAUCCAGGUGCUUAGCCUCAUCGAUCAACAGUAUCCCAUUACGGAGCGCGGCGAUGUGCUGAUCUUUGUCAGCGGCGUCAACGAGAUCGACAGCAUUUGUGAGGCCAUCCGAGAAUAUGCCAAGGAGCAGGCACAGUGGCUGGUCCUGCCGCUGCACAGCGGCUUGGCCCUCGCCGAGCAGGACAAGGUAUUCGAUUAUGCGCCCGACGGCAUGCGCAAGUGCAUCGUCUCGACUAACAUAGCGGAAACAUCGCUAACUGUCGACGGCGUACGCUUCGUCAUCGACUCCGGCAAGGUCAAGGAGAUGAGCUACGAUGCCAGCUGCAAGGGACAGCGUCUCAAGGAGUUCUGGGUCUCCAAAUCAUCCGCCGAGCAGCGCAAAGGGCGUGCCGGCCGCACGGGCCCCGGGGUGUGCUUCAGGCUGUUCACGCAGCAGCAGUUCGAUGCCUUCGAGCCGUAUCCCAUGCCGGAGAUCUAUCGUGUGCCGCUGGACACGAUGCUGCUGCAGAUGGUCUCGAUGGGCCUGCCCGAUGUGCGCGCCUUUCCCUUCAUCGAACCGCCCGAAACGGAGCGCAUCGAGCAGACCAUUCUGGCGCUCAAGCAGCACUGCGCGCUCAGCGUUGAUGAGAAGAUAACCCCGCUGGGCAGCUCGCUGGCCAAUUUGCCCGUGGAGCUGCCCAUUGGCAAGAUGCUGCUGAUGGGCUGUGUCUUUCCGGAGGUCGAACAGCUGCUCACCCUGGCCGCCAUGCUCAGCGUACAGAAUCCAUUGACCACGCGCGCCCACACGGAUCAGCGCUGCGAACGUGAGCGCCAGCCGCUGGAGUCCGAGCAAGGGGAUCUAUUCACGCUGCUGCGCGCCUAUCGCGAGUGGCUGCAGCUGAAGAUGGCGCGCGAGAACACGCGCAAAUGGUGUCAUCGCCUGGGCAUCGAGGAGCAGCGCUUCUACGAGGUCUGCAAGCUGCGCCAGCAAUUCCAGCGCAUACUCGAGAGCUGCCGCAUGGCGCCGCCCAGUGACGCCGGCGCGCUCAAUCGUACCGAGCGUGCCCGCCGCCAUGGUGAGCUGCGUCAGCUGAAGGCGCUCAAGCGGCGCCAGCGCCUGGAGCAGCCGCGCCAGCGCAAGCUGCUCAAGCGCCAGCACGGCGCUGCGGAUACGCAGCAGGAGGAGGACGAUGAUGCACCGGACACUGAAGAUAUGCGCGACGUUGACUUUCGGCUGCGUCACGAUGGACGCCAAUUGGCGUUGCUCGCUCGUUCCGCUCAGCUGGAGCGGCAUCGGGAUGUGUUGCUGCUCAAGCUGUUGCUUGUCAGCGGCUUCUAUCCGCAGCUGGCCAUUGCCGAUGAGUUCAACUAUUGCAAGGGCGGCGGCCAGCAGUUCUUUCACACGCAGCUCAAGCCGUUUCUCUCGCUCCAUCCCAAUGCGCAUUUCGCAAAGUCCUAUGAGCUGCUCAAGCUCAGCGACAGCGAACUCCAUGCCAAGCCAGACUACUACACGCCCAAGCAGCCGCUUAGCGAGCGCCAUCAGGUGCUCUGUUAUCAGUCCCUGCUGGAGACGGCCAAGCCAUAUUUAAUGAACUGCAUACGGCUGCCGGCGGCGCAGACGCUGCUGCUCUUUGGCUAUGCCAUCGAUACCAAUUGGGGCAUCUCGCGCAUCGUUUGCGACGGCUGGCUGGCCCUGGACUUUCCUCAGCCGGGCAGCGGACUGCUGCUGCUCAGUCGCGCCAUCGAGCUGAGACGACGCUGGAGCAGCCGGCUCUAUGACAAGCUAAAUGAGCUCAACAGCAACGAGAAGGCAACGUCGUGUGCCCCGCCAAAAGCCGCUGGCCAUGAUCACGACGACACGCUCUGGUCGGAUCUUCUCGACUUCAUGGGUCUGGAUGUGGUCUAUGGCAUUAAGCGAUUGCUGCCUGCCGAUCAGAAGACACUUUAUACCCGCUGCCCGCCGCCGGCGCGUAUGAUGCUGCUGCCAGCGAAUCCCUUUGUCCAGGACUAUCCGUUAAGCGUGAACAGCGAGAAGGGCGGCCUCAACAUAUCCGAGCAUGUCGUCUAUGGCUGUCUGGCGGAGCUGCCCUGGACGCUGGCCAUGGAGACGGCGCUGCAGACGCAGCUCUGGCGCUGUGCCCACUGUGAUUUCCAGCUGGAGCAGUUCGAUGUGCCCGAUCAGCUGUUGCAUCGCCUGCAGUGCAAGGCACAGUCCGAUGGCAAGCGACGACAACGACGCCAAACGUCACCCGAUCCGAAGGCAAUAGUUCCAGCAAGCAGCAGCAGCAGCAGAAGCAAUGGCUGCGACUAUCACUGCGAGUCCUGUGGCCGCCAUCUGAGGCUCUCCCAGAUCGAUAUACUGCGUCAUCGACGUACCUGUGUCAAGCACAAGGAGCUUCCAACAAAAGCAAUUUAAGCUACAAUUUGG
Molecule: messenger RNA, 3470 nt
Organism: Drosophila novamexicana
Lineage: Eukaryota; Metazoa; Arthropoda; Insecta; Diptera; Drosophilidae
Product: probable ATP-dependent RNA helicase DHX34
Exons: 7
Coding region: 27-3458 (1143 amino acids)
Biological process (GO): nuclear-transcribed mRNA catabolic process, nonsense-mediated decay
Cellular component (GO): intracellular anatomical structure
Molecular function (GO): RNA binding; ATP binding
Source: RefSeq, a predicted model, not a curated record